AUGAUAGUCGGUCGUGUUGUUGCUGGCGUGGGGAAUGGCAUGAAUACUAUCGCGAUUCCUAUCUGGCAGUCAGAGACCGCCCGCGCUGAGGAUCGGGGUAAGUUGAUUGUUGCUCAGCUGGUGACAAAUACUUUCGGCAUUGUUAUCACGAACUGGAUGAAUUACGGCUUCACUUUUAUCCCACACUCCCCAGUGAGCUGGCGAUUCCCUCUUGGCUUCCAAUGUGCUUUUGCAAUCGUUACUAUACUAUUUGUUCUCAUCGCCCCAGAGUCGCCACGUUGGCUCGUCAUGAAGCACCGCUCCAAUGAAGCCCGCGAAAUCCUCGCCCGACUCCUCGCAAAAUCCAUCGAUGACUCGGAUGUUGUGGACCAAAUACAAACUUUGAAGAUUGCUGUGAACCAUGAGCACGAAACCCAACAAGCAAAGCCUUUACAAGAGAUUUUCAAGAGAAAAAGCAAGCAGCAGACAUUGCGCAGAAUUCUUUUGGGCGCUGGAACUGCUUUCUUCCAACAGGUCGGUGGAACAAAUGUCAUUGCAUACUAUCUGCCCGUGGUUUUGACACGGUCAGUUGGUUUGGAUAACAGAAUGGCUUUGAUUCUGUCAGCCGUCGACUCGAUGUCACUCAUGUUCUGGGGCUUUAUUGCAGCCUUUCUUAUCGACCGAAUCGGCCGAAAGAGACUACUGCUUUUCGGAGCCGCAGGCAGCAGUCUCUGCUUUGCGCUUGUUGCUGUUGGAUUACGGUACGGUGGGCCUAGUAACAAGGGUAUGUCCAUCCUUGCGGUUGUGUUUAUCUUCGUCUACUAUAUCUUCUACGGCGUGUCGCUCCUAUCAAUCCCUUACAUCUAUCCUGCGGAAAUCAACUCCCAAAAAUGCGAAAUAUCGGAACUUCGUUCGCCACCACUACAAAUUGGUUCGCGCACUGAGAAGGAAGACAAAAGCGACUCUCAGCAUUAUGAGAAUUCGGCUUGA
This is a messenger RNA of Penicillium brevicompactum, 969 nucleotides long. RefSeq lists its product as uncharacterized. The transcript is spliced from 3 exons. Bases 1 to 969 code for a protein of 322 amino acids. Gene Ontology annotation, cellular component: membrane. NCBI's taxonomy places the organism in Eukaryota, Fungi, Ascomycota, Eurotiomycetes, Eurotiales, Aspergillaceae. The record is from RefSeq and is a predicted model, not a curated record. Gene Ontology annotation, biological process: carbohydrate transport; transmembrane transport. Gene Ontology annotation, molecular function: carbohydrate:proton symporter activity.